Kazachstania africana CBS 2517 is the source of this 2217-nucleotide messenger RNA. RefSeq names its product Sld3p (gene SLD3). The transcript has a single exon. Gene Ontology annotation, cellular component: DNA replication preinitiation complex. NCBI's taxonomy places the organism in Eukaryota, Fungi, Ascomycota, Saccharomycetes, Saccharomycetales, Saccharomycetaceae. The record is from RefSeq and is a predicted model, not a curated record. Gene Ontology annotation, biological process: DNA replication initiation. The coding region runs from base 1 to 2217 and encodes 738 amino acids.
AUGCAAGAAUGGAAGUUAUUGGGUUCUGUAAAAGUGAUACCGAGAAGUACCGUGAUAGAUUCAAGCAGUCCAUUAGUUUUGCAAGCCAACGAGAUUCCUCAUCAUAUAAGUACUACACUGAAACAUCUUCCGUUGUACCUAAAACAUUUACUUAAAGACGCUUCAUCAAACUCAUACUUUUUCUUAGAACGUUAUGGUAGCCAAUAUUGGAUAUAUUGGCGAGUGACAACUGUUCACGUCAAUGAUUUUCAAUAUGAAGAUACAAAGAUGGCAAAUGGGAGGCCGUACGACCAGGGAACUAUAGCAAACUGGAGCGAGUACAGCAUUGAAAAAUUAUUAGAAAACUGGAGCCACAAUAUAGCGUCAAAUGCGUCCUCCUCAACCUCACAAGGGAAAAAGGUUAAGAUCAACAUGAGACCACCGAAUGCAAAAAUUGAUGGUAGACAAAGUAUUAAGCCCAAUGAUAUUCCACAUACACCAUUAGAUCCAAAAGAUUAUUUUGAACAGAAGUAUUACGAUGCGUUAUUUUCAAUUAAGUUACCACUGGCAUACUUCGUAAAAUCCAACCUGGUUAGAUUUAAAAACAUUUGCAUGGCUGUAAGUGGUGAAGAAUAUAAUUUACAAUACCAAAGCAUACUCUCACAAUUCUUACUGCAUGUACAAGACUUUGAUAAACGUUACGAGAAAACUUCAGUCAUAAACGAGACUUACCUAUUACCUUCUUUUGCUUUACAAAGUAGAGAUAAACUUCUUUCCGAGUACAAUCAAUCCAAAAACACUCCAACUUUUGAUGCUCUUAUGAAUGACCUGAUGCUAAUCGUUAAAGCUCGAGAAAUCAAGCUGCAGUUGAUAUUAUUGCUUGAAAUUAUACAUCAAAACACUUUGGAUAAAAAGUUCAAAAAUUUUGAAUUAAAUUAUGAGAGUAAAUUGAAAAGAAGAGCUGUAAAUGUUACGAGACGCACGAGGGCUAAGAAAAAUAGUUAUAACAUAUCUUCAACAGCCAAUGCUUUCGGUUCUGGCUCAGCGUCUGUGGAUUACUGCGAGCAGUUAGACAUAUAUCUUGAUAAAUUAUCCAUUCUGGAGAUCCUAUUAGAGACUGAAAAUAGUUUGUCUAAUGAAAACUCCGAGGAACUAAACCCUAUCCAAGAGUACAAGAAAAAUAUUCUAAAUAAAAAUAAGGAAGCUUCAUCGGUUGGGUUCGUUAGUUACAUUUUGAUACCAUACUACACUAAGAAAGUUCCAUAUGCUGUAACAUUUAUCUUACGUAAACUUAAAGGACCGAGCUUAAAAGCUAAAAAGCCAAUAUCAAACAAAUCAGUGAAUAACGAUGGAACUGAUACAACAUGGUCAGAAUCCAAACACUUCCAACAAACCAAUAAUAAUGACCUAGCAUCAACGGCAAUUUCUACCACAUCAAAUUUAUAUUCAGUAUCAUCAAGGCCGACGCUUAAUAGACAUCUUACAUCCGGAAGUCUCGUUCCUUCUUUACUAAAUGCCAGAACAAAUUCAAAUCUCAGCGAGCUUUUAGAAGCUGACUCACAAUCAUUGAGGCACCCGUCUUCUCUUUCGAGAACUACAUCUGAUUUGACUAUGAAUAAUCUCCAAAAGAGACAGCUUUCGGUAUCUGAUUUUGCAAGUGCAGAUAAAAAGGAGGGCAUGUCCUUGAAGGGUGGAAAGGUUUCUACCUUAAGCCAAUCGUCAAGAAAAGUUGCAGCCAUUCCUACGAAUAAUACACAUUCGUUCAGAAGAGUUGGUAAAUUAAAGUCUACUAAAAGUUUUACGAAAAGUUAUCAAUUUGAAUCUCAAAAUCAAAUCGACGAGACUGACGUAAUCCAAGUCACAGCCACACCGUUAAGUAAGCCCAGUAGGAAUAAUAUUCAUGGAAGGCAAUAUUCUGAAAACUUGGUUGAAUCACCCAUGAACAGUAUUAUAAGUUCAGGAGGCUCUAAUAAGGCUCAUUUACCGGACCAUUUUGUUUCUCCAACUAAUCUUCAAACUCAUUCGUCCAUACGGAUAACACAAACUCCAUCAUUCAAAGAUAGAACUACGCGAUCAUACAUGAGAGCAACCCACCUAGAGAAAGUUCAAGAGUUCCCGGCUGCCGAAUAUAUCGAGAAAACACCAAAAGAUGACAUGCCUAAAACUCCUAAAAUAGAGUUAAUAGAAGAACAACAACCUCAAAAGAAAAAAGUUAGAAGACGGCUUUUUGCACCAUAA